CGCUGGCGCGACCGCGUCAGCGCAUGCGCAGUGGCGCCUAGCGCGCUGAGGGACCGGAGGAGGAGCGCCGCGCCCGCCCGGUCUCCCUCCGCUGAAGGAGGCAGCGGCGCUUCAGAUUGUUAGUAAAUGUAUAUCAAGCAGACAGCCAAGAAUGAAGAAAGCAAGCCGGAAUAUUAGUUCGGUGCCCAAAGUUCCUGGAAUAACUAAAAUGCAAACAGUAGAGAAAGUUAAAACAGAAACCAGUUCCACAACGUCUGCAGCAACGAAACUUCCAAAAGCAGGAACAGCAGCCUCUUUCCUAAAGACAAAAAGCAACGAUGAUCUUUUAGCUGGAAUGGCUGGAGGGAUGAACGUCAGCAACGGUGUCAAGGGAGGGAAGAAGAGCGUUUCUACCUCAACAGGCCCUUCUGCUGCAGGGAAUGCCACCAUGAAUCCUGCGGAGAGCAAAUCAAAGUCCACUGCAGGUACAAAUUCUUCAGCUAAGCGUAGCACUUCAUCUGGAAAUAAGGAAUCCAGCUCUUCUCGGGAAAGGAUUCGUGACCGUUCACGACCAACUCAAAGUAAAAAACUGCCCCUGACUGGUCAGACAAGCAGUGAUGUCCUUCUUGCAAAACGUUCCCGCAGCCGUGCUAGUCAGGAUACUGAUGUUCGCAUGAGCAAGUCAAAGUCAGACAAUCAGAUCAGUGAUAAAUCUGUUCUAGAGGCGAAAGUGAAAGAUCUCCUGAUGUUAGCCAAAACAAAAGACGUUGAGAUCCUCCACUUAAGGAAUGAACUAAGAGAGAUGCGUGCUCAGCUGGGCCUUCAGGAAGAUCCGUUUGAGGAUGAUGAAAAAUCUGAGGAUAAAGAAACAAUUGUGAUCCACCAGCCGACUGAUGUAGAAUCCACACUGCUGCAUUUGCAGGAGCAAAACUCUGCCAUACGAGAGGAGCUGAAUCAGCUGAAGAAUGAAAACCGGAUGUUAAAAGAUAGAUUAAAUGCCUUGGGUUUUUCUCUAGAGCAAAGGUUGGAUAAUUCCGAAAAGCUGUUUGGCUACCAAUCUCUGAGCCCAGAAAUAACAACUGGAAGCCACAGCGACGGUGGAGGAACUCUUACUUCUUCAGUAGAAGGUUCCGCUCCUGGUUCCAUGGAAGAUCUUUUAAGUCAGGACGAGAAUACUUUGAUGGACAAUCAGCACAGCAACUCCAUGGAUAACCUAGAUAGUGAGUGCAGUGAAGUGUAUCAGCCGCUCACUUCCAGUGACGAUGCUUUAGAUGCUCCCUCGUCUUCAGAGUCGGAAGGAUUGCCAAGCAUAGAGACCUCAAGAAAAGGGAGCAGUGGCAAUGCCAGCGAAGUGUCUGUGGCUUGUUUGACAGAACGGAUUCAUCAGAUGGAAGAGAAUCAGCACAGCACAGCGGAAGAACUUCAGGCAACCCUUCAGGAACUUGCAGAUUUGCAGCAAAUUACCCAGGAGUUGAACAGCGAGAAUGAAAGGCUUGGAGAGGAAAAGGUUAUCCUCAUGGAAUCUUUGUGCCAGCAAAGUGAUAAGUUGGAACACUUUAGCCGACAAAUCGAGUAUUUCCGCUCUCUUUUAGACGAGCAUCAUAUAUCCUAUGUUAUUGAUGAAGACAUGAAAAGUGGACGCUACAUGGAGCUAGAGCAACGUUUUAUGGACCUUGCAGAGAAUGCACGUUUUGAAAGAGAGCAGCUUCUGGGUGUCCAGCAGCAUCUGAGCAACACUUUGAAGAUGGCUGAACAAGACAAUAAAGAAGCCCAAGAGAUGAUCGGGGCAUUGAAGGAACGGAAUCACCACAUGGAGCGAAUUCUUGACUCAGAGCAGAAAAGCAAGGCCACUCUGGCGGCUACCUUGGAUGAGUACAAAGCUACCGUCUCCAGUGACCAAAUUGAGAUGAACCGGUUAAAAGCACAGCUGGAACACGAGAGGCAGAAAGUUGCUGAGCUCUAUUCUAUACACAAAUCGGGUGAUAAGUCAGACAUCCAGGACUUGCUAGAGAGCGUCAGGCUUGACAAAGAGAAAGCAGAGACGUUAGCUGGCAACUUACAGGAAGAGCUUGCUCGGACACGUAACGAUGCCAAUCGUCUCCAAGAUGCCAUUGCAAAGAUAGAAGAUGAGUACAGAGCUUUCCGAGAAGAAGCCAAAAAGCAAAUUGAGGAUCUGAACAUAACCUUAGAGAAAAUACGCACAGAUUUGGAAGAGAAGGAAACAGAAAGGAGUGACAUGAAAGAAACCAUAUUUGAACUGGAGGACGAAGUGGAGCAGCAUCGAGCAGUGAAACUCCACGACAACCUCAUCAUCACUGACUUGGAGAACACAGUUAAGAAACUUCAGGAUCAGAAGCAUGACAUGGAAAGAGAGAUCAAGACCCUGCACAGGCGGCUGAGGGAAGAGUCUGCAGAGUGGCGCCAGUUUCAAGCAGACUUGCAGACUGCGGUGGUCAUUGCUAAUGAUAUCAAAUCUGAAGCCCAGGAGGAAAUUGGAGACUUGAAGCGCAGGCUGCAUGAAGCUCAAGAAAAGAAUGAAAAGCUCACCAAAGAGCUUGAGGAAAUAAAGUCACGCAAGCAAGAAGAGGAGCGUGGCCGAGUUUAUAACUACAUGAAUGCUGUAGAAAGAGAUUUAGCAGCCCUGCGGCAAGGCAUGGGGCUGAGCCGGAGGUCCUCCACCUCUUCAGAACCAACCCCCACGGUCAAAACACUCAUCAAGUCCUUUGAUAACGCCUCACAAGCCCUACUUAGUCCAGAAGGGUUUACAGGGAUGAGUAGGUCUGUGUGUAGAAGUUACAGAAGAAAAGUGGCUGAAAGGAAGCAGCAACUCAGAGUUAUAUAUGCUACAGAAAGGAACCAGAAAGGAACCAGUCGCACUUCGGGCCAAAUCAUAUGGGACAAUGCAUCAUCAGACUUUUCUGUUGUCUACAAAGAAAAUCUACACUCCGUCCUUUGGGUUCCUAGUCCUGCUGGAGCUACAAUCCCCCGAACUCCACUCAGCCCAAGUCCUUUGAAAACCCCUCCAGCAGCUGCCGUCUCCCCAAUGCAGAGACACUCCAUCAGUGGACCAAUAUCUGCUCCUAAACCGCUUGCAACUUUAUCAGACAAAAGGUCCAGCUAUGCGGAAAUUCCAGUUCAAGAUCAUUUGCUGAGAACUUCUUCUACCAGCAGACCAGCUUCUCUGCCAAGAGUUCCUGCUAUGGAAAGUGCUAAAUCGCUCUCUGUGUCUCGCCGAAGCAGUGAAGAAAUCAAACGGGAGAUGACCGCUCCCGACGGAACAUCUCCAGCCUCCCUCGUAGCAAUUGGGACCGCUUCGCCACAGCUGUCGCUCUCAUCUUCACCAACAGCAUCGGUCACUCCUACAACACGGAGUCGAAUAAGAGAGGAGAGGAAAGACCCUCUGUCUGCCCUGGCGAGGGAGUAUGGCGGCUCCAAGAGAAACGCUCUGUUGAAGUGGUGCCAGAAGAAGACAGAGGGCUAUGAGAAUAUCGAUAUCACCAACUUCAGCAGCAGCUGGAACGAUGGCUUGGCUUUCUGUGCCGUCCUCCAUACUUACCUCCCGGCACACAUUCCCUACCAGGAGCUGAACAGUCAGGACAAGAGAAGAAACUUCACACUGGCUUUCCAGGCUGCUGAGAGUGUUGGCAUCAAAUCCACUUUGGAUAUUAAUGAAAUGGUACGAAUGGAGCGUCCAGACUGGCAGAAUGUUAUGCUCUACGUCACAGCAAUUUACAAAUACUUUGAAACCUGAGAACAGGAAUAAUGGAGAGAAGCAGAAACGCAAGACUGUACCCUAAAACCAACUGGCCUCUUUUGGUGGACCCCUCUGGUCAGUUGAGCGAGCCAGGUUUAGUUACCAGAAUGAUUGGGCAAACUCAACAUUAAGUGUUAACGAAGAUUUCGUCCUUUUCUUGCCAGAGACUAAACUGAAUAUAAGCUGGAAAAAGCACAAGACUAAAGAAGGUCAUCUGAUUGUAUCACAAAGACUUUCUUUAGAAAAUGUUCCAAAAGGUUCGGUAAAUAUUAUUUUUGCUCCCCAGAGCAGAAGAAGUGGCUUCUUGUAACCUCAUCAAAGCCAUUUGAGAUCAUCUCAGUCUCUUCAGAAAAAGAAGUGCAAAGGUGCCUUCUCCUUGCCACAUUCACCUGACCGCAGGUGCUGUCUCACCAGGGCUGUGCGCAGCCGAGGAGUCCGUGUCUUAAGGCUGCCUCUUCCGAGGUUCGAUUGUAAUAAAGGCCCUGCCUCAAUUAAAUGGGGGGAUCUGGGAGAGCAGGCAGAUCACCCCCAGAUUCCAGGAGACAACCAUACGGAGAUCAGUUGACUUCUUUCUUGGCUUUUCUUUUUGGUGGUGCUCCAGAUAAGAUUGUUUCAGAUGAAGAGAAUGUUUGGGUCACAGGACAGGAUAAGCUUUUCAAAAACUGGUCAGUGUAACGUUCUUGCCCCGUGGGGGGUCUGCAAGUGGCUUAGCUGCUGCUCCUGUGUAUGGGUGGAAGGAAAAGGGGCUUCUGGGGCUCUCCCUGUGCGGCUCUGCAGGCUCUGCCCUUUGGAUUAAAACUGGUUUAAUAGGUGGAAUUGAUCCUGAUCAGGAGAUGGAAGGACAACUUUGGAUCUCCGCCUGGGGCUUUCAAUCAACCUGGCCUCAACCGUGUGGGGGGAGGCGAGUGCCUCACCUGACCCUGGGGAGAGCAACCGCCGCAGCCUCCAGGACCAGGGAGCUCCACAGAGUGUCUAGUGACCCCCCUCCCCCAGGAGGCCUUGGCAAAGAGACAGUGCUAGGAUUUGCUGCUGGGCAAUGAAAUAAAGGAUUUCUCCCCCUUCCAUGGAGGGGCCAAGGGUCAAAUCUGCUCACGCCGGAAGAAAACCCCUUGCCUUUUUGAAUACAAGUCUGUUACCUUUUGUUUGCAAAUGUACUUUGCUUUUCCCACUCAAUGUAAUUUUGCAUUCUUGGAUGUGCCUGGCAAAGGACUGAAUGUUGCCAGUAAGUGAGCUGUUGAGAAUAUAAUCCAGUUCCACAAUUUCGCCUCGAAAACGCUGUGGACAGGCAUUGAAACCAGACUAGGUCCUGCAACUAGUCAGAAUGAACUCUGAAGAAUGUAGCCAAAAAGUUUUCUUGUGCCUCUUGUACGUCAUUCACAGCACAAAAACAUUUUACAAACUGCCUAGUGGGCUCCCCCCCCGAUUUCUGUUUCUGGUUUUCCGGAAGGAGCCUGCAAAUACCAACAGAUUUGCCUUGGGAUCCCUUCCGUGGAGAUUGGCAUGGGAGGAAAUACACGGGGAGCCUGCUCUAGGCCCCCCAGCAUUCUUCCGUUUGUCUUAAAAGGAGCCUUUGCACCAAACAUUGUCCUGGCCACCCCUGAACCCUCUGGAGGUGAUGGGGGUGGAAGGCAGGCAGGCAGGCAGCCUUCGUCUCUUCUUCCAGAGUCUAAAUUAAUGAGGCCUUGUGUCCUGUGUCCGUCCUGUUCCUCCCCACCCCCCCACCCCGCCGCACAAUUGUAUUGCAUCCUAUAAGAAGAUAUAUAUUUUUCUUCUAAGCAGAUGGCAACUCAUUGUAGCCCAGCAACAGUGAGGUGAGUUUUAUACAGGAAUCGCUCCAGGAGUUCUUGCUCUGGCCUUCGAGGGAGGGAAGCAGGCCUCAGUGAAAGGGAGAAUGACAGGCAGAGAGAGCGUCUGACUUGCUUUCUGGCAGUGACGAUCUGUAACUUUUGAUAAAGAUGGAAUUAUAUUAAGAUCUCAACAAAAAAAAUAUUUUAUCAAGGAAAGCACUCAAAAGGGUGAAAGACAUCUAAAGAAGCUUCUUACUCUACAAUAGAAGAAUGCUUAACAGGGAAGUUCUUUGUUAGAUUCUUUAAAUAUUCUUGAAUUCUUUAGCCAUCUUCUAAAAAACAACUAACUUAUGUAAAAAUAUAUUCUUGUUACUUUUGUCUUAUUAAAUAUUUUGAAUAUGCGAUAAAAGAAGUUGCUCUGCUCAA
This is a messenger RNA of Ahaetulla prasina, 5946 nucleotides long. It is a transcript of the gene SPECC1L, whose product is annotated as sperm antigen with calponin homology and coiled-coil domains 1 like. Gene Ontology annotation, biological process: actin cytoskeleton organization. The transcript has 18 exons. The coding region runs from base 152 to 3730 and encodes 1192 amino acids. Gene Ontology annotation, cellular component: filamentous actin; microtubule organizing center. Gene Ontology annotation, molecular function: protein binding. The record is from RefSeq and is a predicted model, not a curated record. NCBI's taxonomy places the organism in Eukaryota, Metazoa, Chordata, Lepidosauria, Squamata, Colubridae.